CCCGAUGUUACGAUGCAUAGGACUGGAUCGUAUUCCGCCUCUUAGUCCGUUGAGUCCACUAGGUGGCUCAACAAGGAUCAUUCAGGCAAAGCCUGGCCACCUCUGGAUGAUUGACCAGGUAGCUACUUCCCGUCUGGGUGAGCUCGUAGCAAGUCAAUAUUCCAAGCCAGCCAACUUACCGGCAGAGAAAGACACCGAAAACAGUAGAAUAUAGUAGAAUAAAAG
Messenger RNA from Canariomyces notabilis, 225 nucleotides. RefSeq lists its product as uncharacterized. The coding region runs from base 5 to 214 and encodes 69 amino acids. The transcript has a single exon. NCBI's taxonomy places the organism in Eukaryota, Fungi, Ascomycota, Sordariomycetes, Sordariales, Chaetomiaceae. The record is from RefSeq and is a predicted model, not a curated record.